UCUCCCUCUUCAGGCUUAAAAGUCUCACACCGCACCCAGACUUCCUGCAAUGGCACAUUAAGUCUCUUUCUGAUCCAGACUAUCCCACCAUUAUGCUGUCUUUACUGCCAGUGCUCAUUGCCUUGGCUGCCUCUUUCCCAUGUAUGUUGAGGUCUUUUUCCUUCCUUAAUUCAUUGUGAGUUCCAUGUGAUAACUUUGGGCUGUUGCUUUUCCUAUUUCAGCUUUUCCCCCUGCCUUCCUUUUCCAGGCACCCUCACACAAAUUGUUCUGACUCAGUCGGAUCCAAUACUGAAGAAACCUGGAGAAUCCCAUAAACUCACCUGUGCUGUCACUGGGUUUGAUGUUAACAGCUACUAUAUGGACUGGUUUCGACAAAAACCUGGAAAAGGAUUGGAAUGGCUUGUUCACUACUACAAACCUGGGAGCACUGAUUAUUAUUCCCCUACAAUCCAAGGGCGAUUCAUAGCCACUAAGGACAGCUCCAACUUCUAUCUGCAAAUGAACAACCUGAAAGCAGAAGACACGGCUGUCUAUUACUGUGCAAGACACACUGAGUGAGAUCCCACUAGACCUCAGACAAAAACCCUUCACUGCAUUUCAUUUUGUGAGAAAUAAGCACAGGGGGCAGCAAAGGGCAACAAACCAGAAAGCCACAAACCAGAAAUGACUGAUGGUCCACCGAUUUCAUUUUUUGACCAGGCUCCAGUUUGCAAUGAGUUGCUCUAAUUUUGUCUGCUGCAAAAGAACAGCUCUGAGACAGUGCCCUCCCCUCAUUUCCCCCACCUGUGCCUUUUUCUGAGAGACCUUGUCAGCUUCUUUCCAAGACAAAAGAUAUUUUCCUUUAACAAUGUCCAGAACGGCCGUUUUUCUAGUGUAGUUUUUCUCAUGAUCUUUUGCGCUGUUGGAAACUGAACCCACUCUUUAGGCUGCAGUUAUGGAUUUUCUGUGAAGGCCUUCUGAUGCAGAUUUGUAGGCCUAGAUUGAUUGAUUGAUUGAAGGGAGGUAGGGCAUCACCUUAACCCUACAGAUACCAACCAAUGAGGAUGUCCAUUUUGCACAAUGCAAAAUUGGUCCCAUGGUGGGGCAGCUCCUGCCCUUUGCAACUCCUCACCAUUGUGUGUCAGACAAACACCUUUAUUGUCUUUUCAGCAAUUGCAAAAGACAUUCCUCCUUCAUCAAACAUUCUAAAUUGAGGCAUUUAUCCCAAUUGGUAAGAACAUUGGACAUGAAUUGAUUGGAGGUGUAUAUAAGUGCUUUUUAGCUGGCUGUCCUGGAGCAGAGGUCACUUGGAUGAAUGGGGUCACAAUGGAGUGCAUCACCCAAAUCCACUCAGCUGGAGACAUGCCAUCCUAUCUCAGCUGCCCAGCUGCAGCAGGAAUCCAGCUGGCUGAACUAACCUGGAGCACCUAAGGCUGGCAUAAUGAUCCCCAAAUGGCUGUUCUAGGGAAAUUGGCAAGUUCAGGACAUUACUGGAAGGAGGGACCUAGUCUCAAUUUUUAUUCCAUUUGAACCAAGCUGAUACAUAUAUUCUUCUUUUCUUAACCGUAUCUACUGUCCUAUUUUUUUUAAAAAAAAUUGUUUUGUAGCUUACCUAUGUUAACCUUCUAGUUUGAAACGUUUCUUAGUAUGCAUCCUUUAUAAUGUGGCAUAGAUGUUUUAAGCGCACACUUGAAGAAAAGGCCAAAGAUAUGAUUCCAUAUUAAUAUACUGCUUUCUUAUAAUCACUGAUUUAUGCAAAGCUGCAGAAAGGAAUGUCCCCCUUAAGCAUUCAAAGCCUCACACCCCACCCAGACUUCCUGCAACAGCAUAUUACAUCUCUUUCUGAUCCCGACUAUCCCACCUUUGUGGUUUCUUUACUGCCAAUGCUCAUUGCACUGGUUGCUUCUUUCCCAUGUAUGUCAAGGUCUUUUUCCUUCCUUAAUUCAUUCAUUCUGAGUUUCAUGUGAUAACUGUGGGCUGUUGCUUUUCCUAUUUCAGCUUUCCCCCCUGCUUUCCUAUUCCAGGCACUCGCACCCAAAUUAUUCUGACCCAUUCGAAUCCAGUACUGAAGAAACCUGGAGAAUCUCACAAACUCACCUGUGCUGUCACUGGGUUUGAUGUUAACAGCUAUGCUAUGGGCUGGUUCCGACAAAAACCUGGAAAAGGAUGGGAAUGGCUUGUUCACUACUAUAAAGCUUGGAACAGUCAAUAUUAUUCCCCUACAAUUCAAGGGUGAUUCACAGCAUCAACAGACAGCUCCAACUUCUAUCUGCAAAUGAACAACCUGAAAGCAGAAGACACGGCUGUCUAUUACUGUGCAAGAGACACACUGAGUGAGAUCCCACUAGACCUCAGACAAAAACCCUUCACUGCAUUUCAUUUUGUGAGAAAUAAGCACAGUGGGCAGCAAAGGGCAACAAGCCAGAAAUGAUGAAUGGUCCACCAAUUUCAUUUAUUGGCCACACUCCAGUCUGCAAUGAGGUGCUUUAGUAUUGUCUGAUGCAAAAGAACAGCUCUGAGACAGUGCCCUCCCCUCAUUUCCCCCACCUGUGCCUUUUUCUGAUACAGCUUGUCAGCUUCUUUCCAAGACAAAAGAUAUUUUCCUUUAACAAUGUCUAAGAAGGCAGUUUUUCUAUUACGGUUUUUUUCAUGAUCUUUUGUGCUGUUGGAAACUGAACCCACUCUUUAGGCAGCAGUUGUGGAUUUUCUGUGAAGGCCUUCUGAUGAAGAUUUGUAGGCCUAGGUAGAUUGACUGAGGGGAGGUAGGACAUAACCUUAACCUUACAGAUACCAACCAGUGAGGAUGUCCAUUCUGCACAAUCAGCUGGAGAAAUGUCAUCCUACCUGAGCUGCCCGGGUGCAGCAGGAAUCCAGCUGGCUGAAUAGAGCCUGGAGAAUCUAAGGCUGGCAUAAGGAUCCCCAAACGGCUGUUCUUGGGAAAACAGCAAGGUCAGAACAUUACUGGAAGGAGGGACCUAGUCUCAAUUUUUAUUCCAUUUGAACCAGACUGAUACAUAUAUGUAUUUAUUUAUUUUGCUAUAUCUACUGUUCAAUUUUUAAAAAUCAUUUUGUAGAUUCUCUGUGUUACCUAUUGAGUUUGAUACCUUUGUUGAUAAGCAUUCUAUAUAAUCCCUGGCAUAGAUGUUUUAAAAACACACUUGAUGAAAAGGCAAGAGAUAUGGUUCCAUAUUAAUAUACUCCCUUCUUAUAAUCACUGAUUUAUGCAAAGCUGCAAAAAGGAGUGUCCCCCUUAAGCCUUCAAAGCCUCACACCCCACCCAGACUUACUGCAACAGCACAUUACGUCUCUUUCUGAUCCAGACUAUCCCACCAAUAUGCUGUCUUUACUGCCAGUGCUCACUGCAUUGGCUGCUUUUUUCCCAUGUAUGUUGAGGUCUUUUUCUUUCCUUAAUUUAUUCAUUGUGAGUUUCAUGUGAUAACAGAGGGCUGCUGCUUUUCCUAUUUCAGCUAUUUUUCCUCCCUUCCUAUUCCAGGCACCCGCACACAAAUUGUUCUGACUCAAUCGGAUCCAGUACUGAAGAAACCUGGAGAAUCUCACAAACUCACCUGUGCUGUCACUGGGUUUAAUGUUAACAGCUACGUUAUGGGUUGGGUCCGACAAAAACCUGGAAAAGGAUUGGAAUGGCUUGUUCGCUACUAUAAAGGUUGGAGCAGUCAAGAGUAUUCCCCUGCAAUCCAAGGGCGAUUCACAGCCUCAGCAGACAGCUCAAACUUCUAUCUGCAAAUGAACAACCUGAAAGCAGAAGACACAGCAGUCUAUUACUGUGCGAGAGACACAGUGAGUGAGAUCCCACUAGACCUCAGACAAAAACCCUUCACUGCAUUUCAUUUUGUGAUAAAUAAGCACAGGGGGCAGCAAAGGGCAACAAGCCAGAAAUGAUGAAUGGUCCACCAGUUUCAUUUAUUGGCCACACUCCAGUCUGCAAUGAGGUGCUUUAUUAUUGUCUGAUGCAAAAGAACAGCUCUGAGACAGUCCCUUCCCUCAUUUCCCCCACCUGUGCCUUUCUCCGAGAGAGCUUGCCAGCUUCCUUCCAAGACAAAAGAUAUUUUCCUUUACCAAUGUUUAGGAAGACAGUUUUUCUAGUGCAGUUUUUCCUCAUGAUAUUUUUUGCUGUUGUAGACUGAAGGCACACAUUAGGCUGCAAUAGUGGAUGUUUAGUUAAGGCCCUCUUAUGCAGAUCUGUAGGCCUAUGUUGAUUGAUUGAGGGGAGGCAGGAUCUAACCUAACCCCGGCAAUAGAAACAAAAGAAAAUAAACAAAAUAAAAUAAUAAUUUUUUUAAAAAUCCUUUCAGUAGCACCUUAGACACCAACUAAGUUAGUUAUUGGUAUGAGCUUUCGUGUGCAUGCAUACGUCUUCAGAUACCUACCUACCUACCUACCUACCUACCUACCUACCUACCUGUAACUAACCCCUGCAGAUACCAACCAAUGAAGAUGUCCAUUCUGCACAAUGUUAAAUUGGUUCUUUAGUGUGGUGGCUCCUGACAUUUGCAACUCCUCACCUUUAUAUAUCAGACAGGCAGCUUCUCUAUUGUCGUUUCAGCAAUUGCUAAAUUGCUUAAAAGACAAUACAGUCCAGAAGAUAUGGCUCUCUAUUACUGUGCAAGAGUCACAGUGAGUGAGAUCCCACUAGACAGUCUGAUGAAAGCAUUCAGUCUCCAACAACACAAAAUUUCAUAUGAAAAGAUGCACCUGGGGAACUUCUGCCUUCCUCAAUAUUCGUAAAGGAACAGGGGCCUUUUCUGGAAGGAAGUUUAAAAAAAAAAUCAAAGAUGUGGGAGAUUUGGGGCAGAGGAUUGUCUCAGAACUUACCCUUUGUAUUGGAACAAGAAAGCUAUGGAACAACUUACUGCAGGCAGAACCUAGGCUAAAGAAUUGCAGCUGUUGGGCAUUUAUAAUUUCACAGCUUUAUAUAGUGGUACCUCAGGUUAGAUACGCUUCAGGUUAGAUACGCUUCAGGUUAGAUAUGCUUCAGGUUACAGACUCCACUAACCCAGAAAUAGUGCUUCAGGUUAAGAGCUUUGCUUCAGGAUGAGAACAGAAAUUGUGCUCUGGCGGCACGGUGGCAGCAGGAGGCCCCAUUAGCUAAAGUGGUGCUUCAGGUUAAGAACAGUUUCAGGUUAAAUACGGACCUCCAGAACAAAUUAAGUACUUAACUCGAGGUACCACUGUACAUCCGUUCUGCAACUGGUUUUACUGGUUUGUGCAUCUUUGGUACCCCAUCUGGCAAUUAGUCACCAAAUCAAAGGCAGUGAAGCGUUUUUGUCAUCAGACUUUAUUUUUGUGUGCAUUCUUUUUGGGCCUUCUUAUAAAUUUGUGUUCAGUAAGAUUGGAUACUAAGUAGAUUAAAUGUGGGGAGCUUUGCAUUAACAUAAAUCCUACAGAUAAUGCUAAUAAUAAUAAUAGCAAUAGGAAUAAUAAUAAUUUCUUCAAUUUAUAUACAGCGUUUUAUACAAAAAUCAGAGGCCUGUAUGCAACAUUAAGAACAUUAUUUACAAUACAUAAUAAAAAAACAUGAUGCAGUGCAUAAUAUUACAAAGCAUAAUAAGAAAAUGAUCAAAAUAACAGUCUCCACCACACAGACUUUUAACACGCCAUAGAUUAUUUAAUAUGUGAAGGUCUGGGUAAAGAGGAAUGCAUUCACCAGUCACCUAAAGACCUGCAAUGAUGGAGCUAUUCCACAGAUGGGGAGCCACCACAGAAAAAGCCCAUUUCAUGUUGUCACCCUCCAAAACCUCUCAGGGAGAGAAGACAAAGAGAAUGGCCUUGGGUGACAGGCACAGGAACAAGGUCGGUUCAUAUGGGAGAGACGGUCGGUAACUCAUUGAGGUCAUGAGCCAUGAGGCUUUAUAGAUCAGCACCAGCACUUUGAAUUGGGCCCAGAAACUAAUUGGCAGCCAGUGCAGUUGGGCCAGGAUCAAUCCUUAGUCCAUUCAGAUUAGUCUGAAACAUAUAUUGUUUUCUUUUUUCCUUUUAAAAUCCCAUGCUGUUUUAUUAUUAAAAACAUAUACAAAGAUUCAUGGAUCAUCUAAUAUAGGUAGCAAUUUGGGUUUGAUAAUUUUGUUAAUGUGCAUGCAUAGAAUCUAUGGCAUAGAUAUUUUAAGUGCACACUUGAUGAGAAGGCAGGAUGUGUGGAGUUUGGAUUCCAUAUUAAUAGUCUCCCUUCUUAUGCUCACUGAUUUAUGCAAAACUACAAGACAUUGGGCGUCCUACUUAAGCCUUCAAAGCCUCACUUCUCACACAGACUUCCUGGAACAGCACAUUAAGUCCCUUUCAGAGCCAGAGCAUUGCAUCACUAUGCCGUCUUUAUUGCCAAUGCUCAUUGCACUGGCUGCCUCUUCCUCAUGUGCGUUGAACUUUACAUCUACAUCUUAUUCCUUCCUUCAUUUAAUGUGGGUUUCAUGUGGGCUGUUGCUUUUUCUAUCUCAUCUAUUUCCUGCUUCCAAUUCCAGGUGCCCUCACACAGAUAGUUCUGACGCAGUCGGACCCAGUAUUGAAGAAACCUGGAGAAUCCCAUAAACUCACCUGUGCUGUUACUGGAUUUGAUGUUAAUGACAAUAUUAUGGAGUGGGUCCGGCAAAAACCUGGAAAAGGAUUGGAAUGGCUUGCUGAGUACUAUACACCUGGGACCAAUUAUUAUUCCCCUACAAUUCAAGGGCGAUUCACAGCCUCAGCGGACAGCUCCAACCUCUAUCUGCAAAUGAACAACCUGAAAGCAGAAGACACGGCUGUCUAUUACUGUGCGAGAAGCACAGUGAGUGAGAUUGCAGUAGACCUCAGACAAAAACCCUUCACUGCCUUUGAUUUGGUGACAAAUUGCCAGAGGGGGCAGCAAAAGGCCAGAAACUAGAAAAGCAAGUUACAGAACACAGCCUUCACUCUUUGGCCUAUAUUCUGCCUAAAGUGAAUUGCUCCAGUUUUCCUGUUCCAGUUGAAAACAGCAGUUCUGAAACAUUCAAGGCAGUCAAUUCCUCUGUGCCCACCAUAUUUCCACAACUAGUACCCUGUCCUCUCAUUUCUACACUCCCAAUUGUACAUAAAAUCCUUCCUCGCCACCUGCAGUAAUCAGAGGUUGAUAAAGGCACCAAUUCUUCCUCUUCUUUACCUCUCCCUCAUAUAAAUGAACAGUUCUCCUCUUCUCUCUUGCAUUCUUCUAUUCGACAGUCUUCUCUUCCUCACCCCCUCACAUCCAAGCAAUUCCUCUUCCCUCAACUUUCUUGCAUUUUCCACAGUUCCCUCCCCUCUACUCUCUCCCUCACAUUUUUAUUCCCUGCUCUCUCCACUUCUUUUUGUCCCUUCCUCCUCCUGCUUUCACCCUUUGCUGACCAUGGUGGAUACACUAAUGCUCCUUUAUUCCCUUUCCUAAGUAGCUGCUUCUUUGAGAUCAAAAUGUGGCACAAGCACAAUAAUGUAGCAUUUUGUGUGUGUGGUGUGGGGAUACAUACAACCCAGUAACUCAGCACUGGAAGUCAAGAUGGAGAAAAUUUCCACAGCUACCAUGUAUUUUCCCUUGGUACUUAGAGAAGACUCCCUGGAAAAGACCAUGUUGUUUUCUUUUAAAGAACUCUACCUUCUGCUAUACUUUCCAUAGGUGUAUAUAUAAACACACCUGUCUAAUUCAAGUAAUCGUAUGGGUUUCUUACAUUUGUUGAGGUGCAUGUAAUCAAAUCUAUGUCACAAUUGUUUUAGGCAUGCAUUAGAAAAGUAUGUGGAAAAUUUGGAUCUUAUUAAGACACCCUCUUCCAAUGCUCACCGAUUUAUGCAAAGCCAUGAGAAUGAUGAGUUCCUACUUAAGCCCUCAAAGCCUCUCACUUCACAUAGACUUCCUGGCAAGGCACACAGGCUCCUUUUGAAAUCCAGUCCAUCGUUCCAGUAUGCGGUUUUUCUUUUCCGUGCUUAUUGCACUCGCUGCCUCUUCCUCAUGUGUGUUGGGCUUUCAUUUUAUUCCUUCCUUCACUCAGUCUGGGUUUUAUAAUGGGCUUUUGUAUGACAGCUAUUUCUUCUUCCUUUUUCCUUCAUUCCAGGUGGCCUCACACAGAGAAUUCUGACCCAGUCGGAAUCUUCAGCAUUGAAGAAACCUGGAGAAUCCCAUAAGUUGACCUGUGCCAUCACUGGAUUUGAUACUGACAAAUACUGGAUGGGCUGGUUCCGACAAAAACCUGGAGAAAGAUUGGAAUGGCUUGUUCAUUAUGCACGCUAUGGUUACACUGAUUAUUAUUCCCCUACAAUCCGAGGGCGAUUCACAGCCUCUUAAGGACACCUACACCUUCUAUCUGCAAAUGAACCGCCUGAAAUCAGAAAACACAGCUGUCUAUUACGGUGCAAGAUUCGCAGUGAGAGAGAUCCCAGUAGACCUCAGACAAAAACCCUUCCAUUUGGUGGCAAAUCAUCACAAGAGAUGGCAUCAAAGAGCCACAAACCAGAAAGGCAUGGUACAGAACAGAUGCAUAAAGGGAGGGAAAUAUCAAUGAUCCACAGCUGUCAUUCUUUGGCCAAGCUCCAGCCUGCAGUGAACUGUUCCAAGAUCUUUCUGUUCCAAUGCUAAACAUCUGUUCAGAGACAGUGUCCUUCCCCCACCUCCCUUUCUCUCAGGCAUCCCACCCAAAACAAUGUGGCUAAUAUGUGCACUUUUUAAUUGUAACUGCACUUAUUGUAUUUUAAAAUGUAACCUGAUAAUUGAAACUGCACUUAUUGUAUUUU
Molecule: messenger RNA, 8700 nt
Organism: Podarcis lilfordi (Lilford's wall lizard)
Lineage: Eukaryota; Metazoa; Chordata; Lepidosauria; Squamata; Lacertidae
Source: the annotation of a GenBank genome assembly